Molecule: messenger RNA, 348 nt
Organism: Arctia plantaginis
Lineage: Eukaryota; Metazoa; Arthropoda; Insecta; Lepidoptera; Erebidae
Source: the annotation of a GenBank genome assembly
AUGUUGAAAGCGUUAGUGUUUAUUUAUUGUGCGGCUAUAAUGGUGAAAAGUGAAAAUGAUCGAGGAAAACGGGUAUUUGAACGCAGGCAGCCGAAAUUGUUUUCUUUCAACGUUGCCGACGAAGAUGUGUCAAUAGACUUGCAGUUUUCAAUACCGUUCCUGAAACUACCAGUAAAGAAAACAAUGGAUUCGGCCUAUGGGAUGAUUGGGCUUCCGUCAAUAAAUAUCAAUCCUGCUGCUUUGGCACUGGGUGGCGCAGUGGUGUUGGGCACCACAGUGGUACUGCCAUUCUUUGCUAAACAGGUUGAAGCCUCACCACUAAGAAGAAUCACCGUGCUUGUAAGGUAA